CUCGACUUCCUACCCUACACCGCCAGUGUCUGCACCUCUCUCCUGCAGGCCAGAACUGCCUCUCCUCAUACGUUGUUAGUGUCGCGGUGUGUGAAUGAGGCAGUUGAGAGAGAGCAUAUCUCCCUCACCAUUCCCUGGGCAGUGGACUACAUGAGUAUGAUCGACAGCCACGCCCUACAUGUCCCUCAGGUCCACUCCCUCCUCUGCCAGAUGGUAGCAAUCUAUAGGUCUACUCUGCUAGAAGGUGGGUCUGUUACUGCAGACUCCUUCCUGGUGCUGGCCUGUCUGGGCUGGUUGCUUGAGACUCCCAACGUUUCCAGCUCAGUCUUUUUCCAGUGCCUGAAAAGUGAUGGCUUCCAGCCUUCUAAACUGCCACAGAGCGAGCUGGUGACUCGAGACUUGCUCUACAUCUGCUGUCCUUACCUAGCUUGCAUACGAGUCACACUGGCAGAGUUUGCUUCUGGCCUCCAGUCCAAAACUAGUCCAAUUCGAAAGAUCAAGCCCGUCCCAGCUGGCCCAGACACCACUCACACACAAUCUUCACCAGUCUCACCGCUACAGCUGAAACUGCAGGAGAAUUUUUUCAGAAACCAUCCUCCUCUGUUUAAACAGCUCUGUGACACUGUCUCUGAAAGAGUCUCUGAGACAGCAGUUCAGCUAGUGCAGAGUGAGAUUGUUCCCGAGCACGUCAGAAGUGGUUUACAGAGUCUGGCACUCUGGAUUGGCCAGUCGUGCUCAGACCAGCCCGGUAGUGGAUCAUGUAUUAACCUGGAGGAGCUUUUUCAUAGGAGUGAAGCUGUCAGGAAAGUGGCCCAAGUCAGAGAUCAGACAUUCUCUUGUGCCCUGAAAGAGGCAACGCAGUUCUGUAGAGGACACAGUGAAGCUAAUACCAGUAGAGCUAUGAGUGCUCUGGUGUGUGCUACCAUUCCUAAGCAGGUUUUGACUGUAGCUAUAGGUAUUGCUGUUGACUGGUGUAUUGAACGGUGUAUGAAAUGGAUUAACUCCAAGUUGAGAGGCAUAGUGUUUGAAGAGGUUAGUGGUGGGUACGAGAAGUUACGAAAGGCAGUUAGGAUUGGAGUUAAAGCCAGCCAGUCACACCACUCGGACAACCUCCAGUCCCACAGCAACAUUAGCGUACCUUCUCCUAUUGCCACCAACAGAUCCUACCAGUCUUACGACCUCUCCUCUGACAUUAGCAGUGGCUUACCUUCUCCUAAUGCUAAUAGUCAGACCAACAACAGACCUGUCUCGUCUCUGGACGAAAGCUCAAAGCACAGUCAUCCAUCACCCAGUAGUGGGCACUACCUCGAGAUCUCUGAUCACUCCAGCUGCAACAUCCUUCAGUCCCCUACUCAAGAUUUAUCCACUAGCGCACUCCCUACAGCAAGCCAGGCACUCUUGAGAAAACCUGACGGGAAAGGAACUAGUAGCCAAACGGCCUUGUGUCCUAUGUCUCUGUUUAUGAAGCUGACAUCUCCAGCUAUGGCCGAGAAACACAGUUCUCCACAAAAAGAUGGUGUGCUAGAGGUUGUGGCAGCAACAGAGAGUGUGAGAGAGUUCCUGCUGGCUCAGUUCAGUAUGCAGCUCUGCUGGGUCAGUCACCAUUAUGACGUCAUAGAACAUACCGUAUACUAGAGGAAUUGGUAACUUUGAGCCUUAUCCAUGGGGACUUGGCCCUAUGAGCCCCACAGCUCUUUUAUGCUUAUUUGUCAUACAGUGGCACAUGGUCUAAUAGAAAGCUCUAUUUCGGAAAAAUUUACUUCUCUGUGGUGUCUUCUGAAAGGUCUCAAGCAAGACAUCCCAGUUCGUCUACUGCUGAGUGCAAAUUCUUUCAGUCAUUACCUGCAGCAAGUAGGAAAGGUUGACACACAUUACCUUUUGUUCUUCACCAUAACUUUCUAUGAAGAAGUUUUUUAUCUGUAGGAUGAGCAAGAUUUCUGUUGAUGUAAUGUACAGUGUGUCUGCCUGGUCGAUUGUCAUAGGGUGUUGAGGAGGUGUGGUCUUCUCUGGCCCGUCUGCUGGAGGCCAUCGUCACAUUGAGCAUCGUAGCCACUGAUGUUAUUGAGGCUCUGUGGCUGUGUCGAAUCAGGCAAUCGUCACCUUCCGAGAGACAGAGUGUCAUCAGAGGUUCUGUUGUAUUCCUGGCCGAGUGGUUCGGUCAGGGAGCUCAGCAGAAAGACAGCAGAGGUCUUGAGGUACACGGUGUGGUUAGAUAUUUCUGUUUCGUUCGUCUGCUAAGACUAGUUGCUAGUGAAUCAGACUCUCAUCUCAUUGACUCUUUUAGAAAUCAUCCUUCUCUACCUUUCUUGGCUCUGUGAUCACAAAACUUUAUUUCUAUAAUUUGGCCAAACAUUCAGAACCACCAAUUAAUGUCGGAGAUAAUGGUGUGGAAAAAAAUAAUGUGUUUUGAUUAUCACACAUUAAGUAAAAGUGAAGGAGACAUAAGGACACUGAGUGAUAAUUAUAAUACAGGGUUGAAUGAAGAGACACACAUAUUAUGAUAGUUAACAGUCACACAGGAGAUUGGGAGAGUCAAAGAGAGGCCUUUUCCAGUCCAUGAACAGCAGGGACGACCUCUUCUCUGCAGAGAACCCCACCACAGGGUACAGGUCUUCAAACAGAUCUGUCAACCCUAUCCUCUUCACAACCACUCCGUUUCUGGUGAAGUAGACGAAGCCAGGUCGCGACUUGGAGUCGGAGGAAACUACCCCACACCCCACUCUGUCCCCCACCGAGCAAACGAAACUGGAGUCGUCGAACCUGUGGAAAUUGUCGCUGUCGUACACGGCUCUAAUGCUCCCCUUUGUGAUGUCGUAUGCCAUCGAUACGGACAUUGAACCGGGAAGAUAUCUUAUGGGGUAGUCCCUGACCGCCAGUCCAAUUACGACGUUGUCCUUCUGCCUUCAGGACGUGAGCGGCAAAGUAGUUGUGGUCCUUGUGCAUGGGGAGCGCAAACUGAGCAAAGCCGGGAGCAGUCGAGUUCUGAGUGCCGGAGAACUGUACGAUCUGGUCACAGUAGGAGCAGUUGCUGAUCCUCAUAAGCCCCACCAUGUGACGCUCAGGGGGCGACCACUUUGGCUUGAAGGUCUCGGAGAGCCUGACUAGGACCCUGUCGUGUCGCUGCAUGAGGCAGAUGCAGGGGUAGAACCCGCCGACUGGGAGGCUGGUUCUGACCCUCCCAAUCUCCACGCCAUUGUAGGUGAAUAAUAUCGAGCACUGGUUCUGGUUGUUGGGCGUAAAACUGAUCCCGCAACCGAUGGCGUCUCCCUUCUUGGCAAUCGGGCCAAAGUAUUUCCCCCUGUCUCGAGCCUGGUACAACUGGCCAUUGUCGGAAUGGUACCCGAGUGAGUCUUUCCCCCAGCCAGGCGCGAGCUCCAGCGAGUAAUCCCUAGGGACCACUCCAAUCGCGACAGCCGAGUUAGUCUCCACCGACAGUAAGUCCAGCUCGAAAUACUGCAGUUUUUCGGAAAAAGGCUCUCCGUAGGCGGCAACUGCAGGCUUUAUUCCAGUGAAGGGCAUUCUUCUUCCGUUUUCAAGGUACUGGAGCAGAAACGUGUUCUCCUGAGAAGUCGAUUGGAGUUUCAUGCCAUACACGUCCCUCCACUUGAGCAAGGAUUUGUUGAAGUUGCCCAAAGUGUGCGAGCCUGAGUUGAGCGUGAUCAUCACCUUUUCUCCAG
Molecule: messenger RNA, 3677 nt
Organism: Geodia barretti
Lineage: Eukaryota; Metazoa; Porifera; Demospongiae; Tetractinellida; Geodiidae
Source: the annotation of a GenBank genome assembly